Puma concolor (puma) is the source of this 1500-nucleotide messenger RNA. It is a transcript of the gene GDF5, whose product is annotated as growth differentiation factor 5. NCBI's taxonomy places the organism in Eukaryota, Metazoa, Chordata, Mammalia, Carnivora, Felidae. The record is from RefSeq and is a predicted model, not a curated record. Gene Ontology annotation, cellular component: extracellular region. Gene Ontology annotation, molecular function: cytokine activity; growth factor activity.
AUGAGACUCCCCAAACUCCUCACUUUCUUGCUUUGGCACCUGGCUUGGCUGGACCUGGAAUUCAUCUGCACUGUGUUGGGUGCCCCUGACUUGGGCCAGAGACCCCAGGGGGCCAGGCCAGGAUUGGCCAAAGCAGAAGCCAAGGAGAGGCCCCCUCUGGCCCGGAGCAUCUUUAGGCCAGGGGGUCACAGCUAUGGUGGGGGGGCCACCAAUGCCAGGGCAAAGGGGGGCACCGGGCAGACAGCAGGCCUGACACAGCCCAAGAAGGAUGAACCCAAAAAGCUGCCCCCCAGAUCGGGUGGCCCUGAACCCAAGCCAGGACACCCUUCCCAGACAAGGCAGGCUGCAACGCGGACUGUGACCCCAAAAGGACAGCUUCCUGGGGGUAAGUCACCCCCAAAGGCAGGAUCUGUCCCCAGCCCCUUCCUGCUGAAGAAGGCCAGGGAGACUGGGCCCCCUCAAGAGCCCAAGGAGCCGUUCCGCCCGCCCCCCAUCACACCCCACGAGUACAUGCUCUCGCUGUACAGGACGCUGUCCGAUGCUGACAGAAAGGGAGGCAACAGCAGCGUGAAGUUGGAGGCUGGCCUGGCCAACACCAUCACCAGCUUUAUUGACAAAGGGCAAGAUGACCGAGGUCCUGUGGUCAGAAAGCAGAGGUACGUGUUUGACAUUAGUGCCCUGGAGAAGGAUGGGCUGCUAGGGGCCGAGCUGCGGAUCUUGCGGAAGAAGCCCUCAGACGCGGCCAAGCCAGUGGCCCCCGGCAUCAGGCGGGCUGCCCAGCUGAAGCUGUCCAGCUGCCCCAGCGGCCGGCAGCCGGCAGCCUUGCUGGAUGUGCGCUCCGUGCCAGGCCUGGACGGAUCUGGCUGGGAGGUGUUCGACAUCUGGAAGCUCUUCCGAAACUUUAAGAACUCAGCCCAGCUGUGCCUGGAGCUGGAGGCCUGGGAACGGGGCCGGGCCAUGGACCUCCGUGGCCUGGGCUUUGACCGGGCUGCCAGGCAGGUCCACGAGAAGGCCCUGUUCCUGGUAUUUGGCCGCACCAAGAAACGGGACCUGUUCUUUAACGAGAUUAAGGCCCGAUCCGGCCAGGAUGAUAAGACUGUGUAUGAGUACCUGUUCAGCCAGCGGCGAAAAAGGCGGGCCCCACUGGCCACCGGCCAGGGCAAACGGCCCAGCAAGAACCCCAAGGCCCGCUGCAGUCGGAAGGCACUGCAUGUCAACUUCAAGGACAUGGGCUGGGAUGACUGGAUCAUCGCGCCCCUUGAGUAUGAGGCCUUCCACUGUGAAGGGCUAUGUGAGUUCCCCUUGCGCUCCCAUCUGGAGCCCACGAACCAUGCCGUCAUCCAGACCCUGAUGAACUCCAUGGACCCUGAGUCCACGCCACCGACCUGCUGUGUGCCCACACGACUGAGUCCCAUCAGCAUCCUCUUCAUUGACUCUGCCAACAACGUGGUCUAUAAGCAGUAUGAGGACAUGGUUGUGGAGUCUUGUGGCUGCAGGUAG